Molecule: messenger RNA, 4497 nt
Organism: Pogona vitticeps (central bearded dragon)
Lineage: Eukaryota; Metazoa; Chordata; Lepidosauria; Squamata; Agamidae
Source: RefSeq, a predicted model, not a curated record
AUGCAGGUAUCACCUGAAGGUUUGUGUACAGAAGGUUGGUUUUGCCCAGAGGGAUCCGUAUCUGACCAGGACCCAGGCCACCUCUGUCCUCCUGGUCACUACUGUCCUACAGGAAGUCCAGAACCCAAACCAUGUCCCCCUGGAAAAUACCAGGAUGAACUUGGUCAAAGCCAGUGCAAGCUGUGCCCAGCUGGAAAGUUCUGCGAUCCUGAUUUCCAUGCACAAGAUUCCAAAGAAACUCCACCAAAGGGCGUAGUCAAGCCAUUGAACUGUCUACUUGGUUAUUACUGCCUCUCAGGGACUAAAUUUGCAAAGCAGUUUCCCUGCCCUGAUGGCACCUUCAGCAACCAAACCGGCCUGAGCAGCUCUCAAGAAUGCAGGCCCUGUCCUGAAGGGAAAUUUUGUGCAAAUCCAGGUCUUGUGAUGCCUAGUGGCCCUUGUUUGCCUGGAUACUACUGCAUCCUGAAGGCACAUGUACCUAACCCUGCUGGUGAUGAAACAGGAGCCUUGUGCCCCGCUGGGCAUUACUGCCCCUUGGGGAGCAGCAUCCCAACGCCAUGCCCUAGUGGGACUCUGCUGCCCCAGCCUGGAAAGAUCUCCCGUGAUGCCUGCUUGCCAUGUCCUGGGGGAAGUUUCUGCCAAGGAGAAGGUCUGGCCAAUGUUUCAGGACUAUGUCACGCUGGGUACUACUGUGAAAUGGCAUCCUCUCGCCCUGACCAGAAGCUCUGCCCCCCAGGGUUCUACUGCCCCAAAGGCACAGGGCUUCCAGUUCCAUGUGUGUCAGGAACCAUCAAUCCCCACUAUGGGGAGUGGAAUGCCUCUGGCUGCAAACUCUGUCCGGCUGGGCAUUUCUGCAGUGGACCAGGAAGGAUUGUUCCAGAAGGGAAAUGUUCCCUGGGUUAUUACUGUCCGUCAGGGCAGAUGUCUGCCACACCUGCCUCCCUGCGGUGUCCACGUGGCUUUUACUGCCUUGAAGGAUCCGUGGCUCCAGUGGCUUGCCAGAAGGGAAGCUACCAGCUGGAAGAAGGGAAAGGAUCAUGUGAACUUUGUCCAGUGGGAUUCUUUUGUGAGCCUUUCAAUGAAAGUGUUGCAAUAUCAGUUCCUAGCCCAUGUAUCCCUGGGCAUUUUUGCCCCCUGGGAACCACAUCUGACACAGAACACCCAUGCCCCAAGGGAACAUAUGGACCGAAAGCUGGUGCCACUCAGGAAUCUGACUGUGAAUCUUGUCCAGCAGGGAGGUAUUGUUCAUCUCCUGGACAGUCCCAACCAACAGGUCUUUGCUAUGAAGGCUACUAUUGCACCAAAGGAGCAGUGAACCCAACACCCAUCAGACAAAGGGUGGAUUCUGCCAGUUUCCUUCUCGCUGGGAAUGGCAUCUGUCCCUCUGGGCAUUUUUGCCCCAAUGGGACCGGCUACCCCAUCCCGUGCCCGCCUGGCUCUUUCUCCACCGCAUUGGGUCUGAAGGCAGAACAAGAGUGUCGCCCUUGCCCUGCAGGAUUCUACUGCAGCCAACCAGGGAUUUCUGAUCUUUCCCAGAUGGCCCCGUGCAACGAAGGGUACGUCUGCCUGGAGGGCAACGCUGCUCCCUGCCCCAAUGACAGGAUUCAUGGGUACCGAUGCCCAAGGGGCUUCCGUUGUCCGGAGGGCACCAGCUUGGAGGUUCCAUGUGAACCAGGCAUGUUCAGUCCCACAGACGGGGCCAGCACCUGUCUCCCUUGUCCGGCAGGUACAGCGUGCAGACAGGCGGCCACUGUGGAGCCACGCGGCUGCCCUCGAGGUUUCUACUGCCCGCUCCAGACGGCCAGCCCCUUGCCAUGUCCGGCGGGCACUCUGAACACCCUUGAGGGAGCUCUGUCCUUCCACGCUUGCAAGCCAUGCCCCGUGGGGAGGUACUGCCGUCGGGAUGCAAACUGGGAACCUGAUGGUCUCUGCUCUCCCGGCUAUUACUGCGCAGGAGGAGCUUCUGCUGCUGUCCCACAAAGUACACCUGAUUUCCCCCUCAAUGGGCCCUGCCCGCAGGGCCACUACUGUCCAGAAGGCACCUUGUCCCCUGUUGCCUGCCCAGUUGGCACACUGAACAAUGCAACAGGAGGUUCCUCUCCGGACUGCUGUUUACCUUGUUCUCCAGGAUUCUUCUGUGCUGGCUUGGGCUUGAGUUCACCUACUGGACCGUGCACUGCUGGCUUCUACUGUCCAGGAAACUUCAGCUCUUUCAGCCCUACUGCUUUCCUCUGUCCAGAGGGGCACUUCUGCCCAUCGGGAGCCGCCUAUCCAUCCCCAUGCCCCACCGGUCAAUACCAACCAAACCGGGGGGCAGAGCAGUGUCUCCCCUGCCAAGCGGGCUUCUUCUGCCAUGAGGCUUUCGCCGGACACCCGAAGCCCUGCCCGCCAUGCUCGUAUUGUCCUGCAGGUGCUUUGAUCCCUCACCCGUGUCCUGAUGGCACAUUUACUCCCCUGGAUGUGUCUGGUCUGCGUGAGGAACGAGAAUGUUUACCUUGUCCCCCAGGUCACUACUGCAGAGGAGGACGGAUUGAAGGAAGGUGUGCUUCUGGAUUCUUCUGCCAAGAAGGAAGUUCUGAUGCUACUCCACAAGGGCAUAACUUCACGUGGAAACUUCUAGCUGAUUGUCCUUGGGGUCAGGAGUGUGCCGGGCCCUGCCCAGCAGGCUUUUACUGCCCUGAAGGCACAGAGACCCCCAUCCCUUGUCCAGAUGACACCAUUGGUUCUGAGCCAGGCGCAAGGCAACAGGAAGACUGCCUGCCAUGUCCAGCCGGUCGCUGGUGUAAAACAGGAAAAGCAGUGGCCUAUCCAUGCCCCUAUGGGUCCCACUGCUAUGGGAUGAACCACACUGGCGCUGGCGGAUCCCGGACUCUCCAUCAAUGUCCCAAGCAGGCUUUCCGAACCGAGCCAGGAACUGAAAGCCAAUCAGAUUGCCAACCUUGCUCAUCAGACCAUCAAUGUCCUGGGACAGGUCCGAUGGCCCUUAGAAACUACCCUUGCGCUCCAGGACAUUGGUGUCCAGGAGGACAGGAAGCUUUCCUUUGUCCACCGGGAUCCUUUAGGACUCAGCCUGGUGCUACUACUUUGGAGGAGUGUAGACCCUGCCCUUCUGGCUUCUAUUGCCCAGAUCCAGCAAAGACAGGCAUCCCAAAUACUCACGGAAUACCUUGUGAACCAGGCUAUGAAUGCCCACCAGGUUCACCCAGUCCUUCUGUAUGCCGGCCUGGUUCUUUCUGUGGACCCCGUACAGGGAUCCCACCUCUGUGCCCUGCUGGGUAUUUUUGUCCUCAAGGGUCAUCCAUGUACAACAUUCCUGGGCAGCUGUGUGCCUACCCCCACUAUUGCCCUCUGGGCAGUGCCCAACCACUUCUUUGCCCAGCUGGCUAUACUGCCCUGAACAUGAUCGGUCUCAGGGAUUCCUUGGAGGACAGCUGCCAGGCCUGUGAGGUGGGCACCUAUGGAGGCAAUGGGGACACCCACCAACCCUGUUCACCUUGCCCACCAGGGUACAGUUGUCCAGCAGGAACAGCAAGUUAUCUCCAGCAUCCUUGCCCCAAAGGAUAUUACUGCCCAGCCCAGACCUCCUUGCCAGUGCCGUGCCCUCCUGGAACAUACGGGAACAGCAGCCUAGCUAAGGAGAGAGAGGCAUGCCACCCCUGCCCAGCUCAAACGUUUAAUCACCUCCUGGCUCAAACAGGAUGUUUUCCUUGUGGGAGUUCCUCAACAUCUCACUCAGGUGCUACCAGCUGUACUUGCCGGGGCCUCCAUCGGACUUUCCAGGAAUCUGAUGGGUCUUGCAUCUGCCAAGUGGGAUACCUUUACUAUGAUGAAAGAGGACUGAAAACACCGGAUAGCAAUAGUGACCAAGACUGCCAGCCUCAGGUGGAAGAGCGCUGUGGUCCUGGAGAGAUCCGCCUAGCAUCCAACAGACAAUGCGUCUUCCCUGAGUUGUAUAACUGCUCCCCGGUCUGUUACCCAGUGAAUGGAGAAGUCCAUGCUGAGCUUGGCAUGUGUCACUGCGAGCGGUACAUCUCUGCUGAAGAAAUCUGCGACCGGCUGUGUUUGUUGAGAUCUCCGCAGGUGUCCUUGAGGUUCAACACAGAAGGGGAGCUGCUCCUUAAGGUCGAGGGAAAUGGAGAAAGAGAGAUACCAAACACGCUGGGACCUGAUGAACAUAUUCUCCAAAGCGAGCAGGUCCGCUUGGCUCUCUUCAGCCCCAGUGGAGUUUUCGGCUUCCUUCUUUCCAGCCCGGACAUGCUUGAUGCUUUCCUGUCAGGAGAAUUGGAGCUGCUCCAUCAGGGCAAAAGACGUCGGCGAGAUGAAGAGGCUGCAUCAUCUCAACCUUCUCCUCCCUUACCCGCCAUCCCAAACCCAGUUGCGUGUCUGUCUGUGGGAGACGCAAUCCUUUUCCAGCUCAGCAUCAAUCCUCAUGGCAAGUAUAUGCAACCGUACUUGGUGGCCGGCCAUGCUGUGGCCAUAGGCCAUCUAAAAAUUUAG